Molecule: messenger RNA, 2866 nt
Organism: Betta splendens (Siamese fighting fish)
Lineage: Eukaryota; Metazoa; Chordata; Actinopteri; Anabantiformes; Osphronemidae
Gene: msantd1
Product: Myb/SANT-like DNA-binding domain containing 1
Exons: 3
Coding region: 1142-1984 (280 amino acids)
Biological process (GO): positive regulation of DNA-templated transcription
Cellular component (GO): nuclear body
Source: RefSeq, a predicted model, not a curated record
GUGGCACUAAUAAAGACGGAGGGAGGUUUGGUAACUUGCUUUGAUGCAUUAACAUUUCUGCUCUUUUUAUUCUGCAAAUAUAAUUAUGCAGACAACAGACGGGGUAAAGUGCUGCAGAGAGAGCAGUUUGGAUUACAGACUGUGUAGCUUUGAUGCUUCAAAAGAGCAACAGCGAAAGCGAUGUAAUGAAAAAGAAGAGGGGGAAAAUGCACAUACCAAUACAAUAAAGGCAGAUUAGAGUGCUUGAGAUGGGGAUUGACGAAGAUCAGCCCCUUGCUGAGAUGUAAAUGGGGGAGGGGGCGUACAACUGGUAGUGGAGAUACCUUCCCUGCAGGGUCCCAUUGUCUGCACCCUCUGGCUGUGAAUACAGGGCUGAAUCCAGCAAACAGGACAUUGUCUCCCACUAGCUGAUCGCCACAUGUUGCCGUGUUGUCUGAUGUUUCCUCCUGCAGUGUUUCACACUUGUGCGGUGAAAGGCUUCCUCCCUUUAGCUCAGGAAAUUCGUGCAGGGUGUGAUUUCUUCUCUUAUGCAUUGCGCUAGAUGAAGCAAAUCCUUCCUCUCCCUGCCUUCAAACGGCCUGUCUAUUAUUAAAAGCUUUUAAACGAAGCACUGUGUUGGCCGACUACCAAAUGCAAAGCUUGUUGCCAAGGAAACACAUACCCGUGUCAGCUCUCGCUCUCUUUUUUUUUUUCUGCCCUCCCCUGAGGCUCAUAUUUCAAAACUGUCAGCAAUCGCGUGCGCUCACAGUGCUGCCUUUCAGCUAAAAGCUUUUUGUGGUGCCGGUGAAGCCAAAAUAGAGCGGAAAAAGAGAGCGAAUGGGAGUGGUUAGAGGAUGGGGGAGGAAAAAAGAAGGGCCUCCCCCUCUGUUGCCACGGCAACUUGAUGUCACGCUGACAUCACACACCACUAAAAGCUUUUAACCAGAUUCGUCUCCUGCCUUAGGCCCCAUUUUGAGUCCUCUUUCAGCAAGGCUAGGGGGAAGGGCAGAGGCAGGACGGUGUGUGUGCCUUCUAGCAUGUAUCACUCCCCCACUGCAGACUCAGCACCGCUCUUAGCACAGUAAAAGACUUUUAAAGCCAACCUCUAAAGAUCUUAUUCCUGCAAACACAGCCUGCACAGGCCAAGAGAACUAUUUAAAAAAUGGCAGCAGAGGAUGGUUUCAGCUACUUGAUCCCAGGCCACAGUGAGAAACACAGACGGGCCCCGAACUGGACCGAUGGUGAAAUGAAAGCGCUCCUGUACGUUUGGGAGGAACACCACAACGAGCUGAAAAUGAGCAAGAGGAACGCUAAGGUUUAUGAGAAGAUGUCCCAGAGGUUUUUCCAGCUCACGGGAGAGCAGAGGUUCAAAGAGGAGAUCAAGAUGAAAAUCACCAACAUGUCCUUCCAGUACAGGCGACUGAAGUCCACAGCCGGUGACGGCGGCGAGACGCCGGACUGGCCGUACUAUAAGGCCAUUGAGAAGAUCCUCUCAAAGCCGCCUGAGAACGGGCGGGUGAACCCCUUGGAGUUCCAGGCCUCGGCUGCAGGUCCUUCCACCUCCUCCCAGUCCACAGACAUUAGCCUGGUGCCCCCGUCGGAGGAGGGGGGGGUGGGCUUCCUGCCCGAGUACACAGGCUCCUCAGAUGAGAUGGAGAUCAAACAAGAGCUGGACUCUCUGAGCUCUGACAGCGAGCGCACGCAGGGCUCCAGCUCACAUCCCAUUUCAGCCAGGAAGAGGUUUGCCAACAGGCAUCUGUCGAUGAAGAGGAAGAAACUCCGCGUGAUGCAGGCCAUGCUGCAGGAGCAGAAGCGGUCCAGUCGGGCCGUGGAGGAGAUGUGCAGGGAGACGCGCCGGGCCAUGCACCAGCAGAACCUGCUCCAGGUCCAGUGUCUGCAGCUGCAGGAGCGAAUGAUGAAUCUUCUGGAGAAGAUGAUCCAGAUUCCCUCUCCCACAUCGGUGCCGUGGAGUCACAGCGGAGCCAAAGAUCCAGGGAAACCGUGAAGUGUGCUGCUUAGGGUUGUCAACAAGGGCAUGGUUUUGAUUAAUUUACAUAAUAGAAGCUAAAAUAACACGUAUUAAUGUCAACUGGACUUCUUUUCAGUCGGUUUGACUCAACAUUCAGACAACUUCACCUGGAACUGAGACUCUUCACUCAAACAUGUAUUGCAUUAUAGCUAAUGUUAUUUAACAUGUUGAAGGCUCAUUGUGUUGUAUAACUGCAGUGUAUAUAGCACAUACCAGUAAAAUAAGUAUGGAGAGGGUCAAACGAAGGCUGUCGAGAUUUUAAGGCUCCGGUCUGCGUUUUAAUAUCAAUAAUAGCUGUAUCAUUAUGAUUUGUCAAGAACCUAAUUAAAAUCGCUAUGGGAACAACAUGCUUGCUAAACUAUACUCAUCUUGUCUUUUAAUUUCCCACUGUGCAAAGAUAAUUACAGGUUUGAGAGAUGUGAUGCCAAAGCAGAGCCAUUUGUAGCAGUGUGAACUGGUGGUUGGGACAGUAAUAUAAUAAUAAUCCCCAUUGUGUUUGAGGACAGACAGCUAAUACCCACACAGGCCUCAUGAAAUCGGUGAUAAACCAAAUUGCUGCCGUCUCUCGUGGAAACUUUCUGACUUUUAUUGGUCUUGCUUUAAAUAACUGUAUGACAGUCGCGCUAUUUGGUUUUUAAUAAUAGUGAAAUUCCUCUUUUCAGCGGAAAGAUCUAGGAUAGCAAGUAAUGGUUAUUUUUCUAUUCAUGUACAUGAGGAUAAUCCGCCUGCAAACUAAAUAAAGUGAAUGUAGCAUUUAAACCGUUGCAAACUACAACACAGAAAUCAAUAGCACAAACUGUUUCUAUGUAAGAAUGAUUGUUGUUGUUUGCAUGUCUGUAAAAUAAAACCUAAAAUCUU